Adineta steineri is the source of this 273-nucleotide messenger RNA. Lineage: Eukaryota; Metazoa; Rotifera; Eurotatoria; Adinetida; Adinetidae. The record is from the annotation of a GenBank genome assembly.
AUGUAUCAUCAUAAUAAUCUAGCUGUAUCUCGUCGUUUAAUGAAAGAAGUUGGUAAAAUGUCUUUAUUUGACUUAGCUGGUUCAGAAUGUGAUAAAGACACAACAAGUAGUGACCGUCUUCAACAAUGUAUUCGAGUGCUCGGUCGUGGUGAUAGUUGUCAUGUACCAUUUCGUGGUUCAACAUUAACGAAAGUAUUACGUGAUUUAUUUAAUGGUGAUAAAUCAAAAGUUUGUAUGAUUACGAUGGUUUCACCAACAUAUUCUAAUGUUUAA